AUGUCUUUAUUUUAUGGUAUCUAUACAGCCCUGUGGCAGCUUGUCACAUCAGAGGGGUUUCCUCCAAAGCCAGGGUUUGAGGAGAAGGAUGUUCCUGAUUUGUCUGGAAAGGUGUAUCUGAUUACUGGCGCAACUGGUGGUAUAGGGUUUGAGCUUGCGAAGAUCUUAUACUCCAAGAACGCAAAAGUAUACAUCGCCGGAAGGUCUGAAGAAAACGGGACCGCUGCAGUUAAUAAGAUCAAGGAAGAAUAUCCAAAAUCCGAUGGAGGAAUUGAGUUUCUUCAGCUAGACCUUAGUGAUCUUACAACUCUCAAACCUGCAGCCGACAAGCUUCUUUCACAGGAAAGAAGAUUGGACGCAGUAGUCCACAAUGCGGGUGUAAUGGCGACUCCAAUGAGCUGGAGAAGUGCACAGGGAUGGGAACUCCACUUUGGAACAAAUGUUCUCGGACCGUUUGUUCUCCAACGACACCUCCAGAACCUCCUUGUCGAAACUGUAAAAUUCGCACCAAAAGAUUCCGUGAGGGUUCUCUUCCUAUCUUCGAUAUGUGCGCAUGUUGCUCCGGCUGGUGGGAUCAAUUACGAAAACAUUGAGAACAAGGGCAUCCCGCCAUUGUCAUAUAUUCCUGGGGCCGAUACAUAUUUCAAGUAUGCCCAGAGCAAAUGUGCGAAUACUAUUUUAGCGAAGGGAUAUGCCGAGAAAUAUAAAGAUACGGGUAUUAUCGCGGUAUCGCCCAAUCCUGGGAAUUUAAAAACGGAUCUAAUGAGGCAUAGUCUUCCUUUGAAGCUUUUUGGCUGGAUGUUCUUAUAUCCGGCACGCUAUGGUGGUUUAACUGAACUAUACGCAACACUCUCUCCAGAAAUCGAUCAAUCCAAAAAUGGCUCUGUCAUCAUUCCAUGGGGUCGAGUAGGUCCGAUGCGGUCGGAUAUCGUUGAAAAUUGUAAUAGUGGAGGUGCUCUUAAAUUUUGGAAUUGGCUAGAGGAACAUACGGAAGGGUUUUGA
This is a messenger RNA of Orbilia oligospora ATCC 24927, 1002 nucleotides long. RefSeq lists its product as uncharacterized. Bases 1 to 1002 code for a protein of 333 amino acids. The transcript is spliced from 6 exons. NCBI's taxonomy places the organism in Eukaryota, Fungi, Ascomycota, Orbiliomycetes, Orbiliales, Orbiliaceae. The record is from RefSeq and is a predicted model, not a curated record.